AGUGAUGUACCACCCACAUGUGCAGUAUGCAUAGAUCAUACAUAAUCUUUGGCACUGUAACACCAUUCAAUACACAAAUUCCUCCACGUAUAUCUUACCAAACCAUCAGAGUAUUCCACACACAGCUCUAGCAGGGACGAGUACUAGAAAGUGGGAGGAAGAGUAAGAGGAAGAGGAGGAAAGAUCUCGAGUUUAAUUUCUUCAGAAGAAAUCCAUGGAGCUGUUCUCGGCGCAGCCGGAGCUGUCGCUGCAAAUCAGCCCGCCAAGCGGCUCUACACCAUCGACAUGGAGGCCGAAGCCAGGCCCAGGCGAGGAGAGCAUUGAGAUAGGCUUCUGGAGGAACCCGGCGGUCGACAGAAACAUCAAGAGCUCCUACUCCAGCGAGCCGGCUGCUUUUGAUCUCUCCUUGGCAGGCCCGCAGCAGCAUCAUCGCCGCCAGUGCCACCACCAGGUUCCAUCGGAGCCAGGACUCCACGGCAUCAGCUUGCUGAAGCCCAUAAAGGGAAUACCGGUCUACAACCGCUCGCUGCAUGAUCUGUGCGACUCCUCUUCCACCUCCAACGCUUCUUCUCUCUUUGCUCCGACCCACUUGGGGCUGCUGCCGAGGUCGUCGCCGUCGUCGAGAUGCUACUUGCCGUCGAGAUUCUUCCUCGGAAAACGGGGGAUGAGGGCGCCGAGAAUGCGCUGGACCGCCACGCUCCACACCCGCUUCGUCCAUGCCGUGGAGCUUCUGGGAGGCCAUGAAAGAGCCACACCCAAGUCGGUUCUCGAGCUCAUGGAUGUCAAAGAUCUCACCUUGUCCCAUGUCAAAUCUCACUUGCAGAUGUAUCGGACUGUGAAAAAUACCGACCACAGGGCAGCACUCUCUUCAGGUCAACUUGAUGGGAUUGAGAACGGGUUAGCCAGGGAGGUCUCUGAUGACAACUCCCCUGAGAGCCCAAACCUGCGUACAUUGGGAUCAUAUCACAGAAGGGAAGUCUGCUUCACUGGUGAACUCGCCACAAGGAAUGCUGCUGAAUCAGUUGAGGAGGACAUGCAAGCAAACAUGUUUUCAGAGUUGAGUCCAAGCAAACUCAAUCUCGAGUUCACGUUGGGUAGGCCACAGUGACUUACAAUACACAAGAAGGAUCCACUGGCAAAUAAAUGAUUCAAAAGAUUUUCAAAAGUGAAAGAGACAAGAAGACAAUUGAGGCAAACAAAGAAUGAAAGGAAAAGGUAGAAGAAGGAAGGAAGGGAGGUUUGAUUGAAGGAAUAUUGGAAAAGCUAUUUAACUAAUCAACAGAUAUGCUCUACUACAUAUUAGAUAUGGCUAGCUCUAAGUGAGUGUAAAGAUUUGUUUGCCAGGACUUUGUGUUUAAUUUUCUUUCAUAAAAGUGAAAAAUUAUAACAUGAGAUGCUUUGCUUCCUCUCCUGAUCAAUGGAUGAGCAUGUGAUGUGCCUUUCUUUGUACUCUCCCAAUAACGCCAAAGUACAGUCAUGAGUCUAAGCAUGAGAAUUGUACAAAGCAAAAAAUGCCUCAUAUUGCUGUAGAAAUAAGUAUAAUGAAAA
Zingiber officinale is the source of this 1548-nucleotide messenger RNA. RefSeq names its product probable transcription factor KAN2. The coding region runs from base 215 to 1108 and encodes 297 amino acids. The record is from RefSeq and is a predicted model, not a curated record. Gene Ontology annotation, biological process: regulation of DNA-templated transcription; abaxial cell fate specification. Gene Ontology annotation, cellular component: nucleus. The transcript has 6 exons. Gene Ontology annotation, molecular function: transcription cis-regulatory region binding. NCBI's taxonomy places the organism in Eukaryota, Viridiplantae, Streptophyta, Magnoliopsida, Zingiberales, Zingiberaceae.